GGGCUUUCUUCGGGGCUUGCAGAGGACAUGCGACGCAGAGCAGAGUGCCGGGCCUCGGGAGCCAACGCCGGUUAAUUAGGCUAAGUAUCAAAGUGCAGCGUUAGAAGAAUUCCUCUUACCUUCCAAUGGGUUUUGUGUAAAGAAAUAUUGGUGUGGGAGGAAAGAGAAUCAGACCAAUCUUCCCCCAUAGUCAUCUGCAUCUCUUAGAUUUUUUUUCUCCUCCCUUUAAACUCUUCUUUAACAUAUUGGGUUAAGGCUUUAAAAAGCGAAGGCUCGCGCUAAGAAACCCUGUUCCUUCAAUGAUUCCCUAUUUCAAAUAAAAGGAUUUAAGUUGACGUAUGACCACGUGAGCACAUAAUACAGCGCAUUAUUGUGGCAUUUGGAGUGGAGACCCGGUCUGGCUCCGUCUGCGAUUACGCUUUUCCAGUUUCUGUUCAGAGCAAGCACUGCUUUCUAUUAUUUUUUUUUUUCCUCCUGCCCCCAUCACCGUCCCCACAAGAGCUGGCCAUUUCGCUGACAGCUUUCGUUCCUUAUGGAAAGGUUAUUGUCGAGCCGAGAGGACGAAAUGCUUCGUUAGAAAGGAUGGAUUUUAUUUUAAGGUCUGCCCGGAGAGGCCAUUGGAGGAAGAGCGCCACGUGACAGAGGGGUGCCAAUGUUAUUCUCCAAGGGUGUCAAGACCCUGUCAGUUUGCGAAAUAAAUAUUGGGAAACAACGAAAUGCAAAAAGCGACCUACUACGACAGCUCUGCAAUCUAUGGUGCCUACCCCUACCAAGGAGCAAAUGGUUUCACUUAUAAUGCGAGUCAGCAGCAAUAUCCUCCAUCUUCAUCACUUGUGGAAACUGAGUACCACCGCCCCGCGUGCUCCCUCCAGUCCCCUGGCAGCUCUGUGUCCCACCACAAGGCCAAUGACAUCAGUGAGAGUUGCAUGAGGACCCUCCCCAGCCAGACCCUCCAGCCCCCCAGCCUCGCUGACCCACAGGCUCCACCGCAGCCGCCUCCAGCCCAGCAGUCACAACCUCCACCUCCGACCUCCACCUCACCAUCUCAAAAUGCCAGCAGCAACCCUGCCCCAGCCAACCCUACCAAGAGCCCAGCUCUUAACUCACCCACCGUAUCCAAACAGAUAUUCCCAUGGAUGAAAGAAUCUCGGCAAAACACAAAGCAGAAAAACAGCAGUUCCAGUUCAGGUGAGAGUUGUGCUGGUGAUAAAAGCCCUCCAGGGCAAGCCUCCUCUAAGCGAGCCCGUACAGCUUACACAAGUGCCCAGCUGGUAGAACUGGAAAAGGAGUUCCACUUCAAUAGGUACCUUUGCAGGCCACGAAGGGUAGAAAUGGCUAAUUUGCUCAAUCUCACAGAAAGACAGAUCAAAAUCUGGUUUCAAAACCGCAGAAUGAAAUAUAAAAAGGAUCAAAAGGGAAAGGGUAUGAUGACCUCUUCAGGAGGACAGUCCCCAAGCAGAAGCCCCGUCCCUCCAGCUGCUGGGGGAUAUCUAAACUCUAUGCAUUCUUUAGUAAACAGUGUCCCGUACGAACCCCAGUCGCCUCCACCAUUUAACAAGCCUCAUCAAAAUACCUAUGGCAUCCCUGCAUCGUAUACUGCUCCUCUCAAUAAUUGCCCACCUCCUCAAAAGAGAUACACGGGGACAGCAGCUGUGACACCUGAAUAUGAUACUCAUCCUCUUCAAGGCAACGGUUAUGGGAAUCCACAUAUACAGGGAAGCCCCGUCUACGUAGGGGGCAACUAUGUGGAGACCAUGACCAAUUCUGGGCCUUCCAUCUUUGGUCUAACUCAUCUCCCUCAUCCUCCCUCUGCCAACAUGGACUACAGCGGGGCUGGGCCAAUGGCCAACAAUCACCACCAUGGACCUUGUGAUCCACAUCCAACAUACACAGACCUUACUGCUCACCAUCCUUCUCAGGGAAGAAUUCAGGAAGCGCCCAAACUCACUCAUCUGUAAGAGACAGGAGUCACUAAGAGGAACAGCAAGCCCCCAAGUUUUGGAAAGUACUCAUCCCUUCCCUUCUCUCUCCUCCCCCCAACAUGUGCCCUCCCCUUCCCUUCUCGUUUCUUUUGUUCGUUUUGGUUUGUUUUGUUUCCUUUCGUAAAAGCGUUUUCUAGUUUAUGUGACGUAGCAAUAUUUGUUGCUUGAAUUGCUCUAUAGUUUCACUAGUGGAUAUUUAUCUUCUUGAACUGUAGCCUUGUGUCUCACUUUGGGAGUAUGCAGAGGCUUUAUACUUUACCUUCUACACUUUUAUCAAAACAGGGUAUAUGAACAAAUUUUCUAUAAAAGGAAUUCUUAAAUGUGAAUUUGUUCGUACAUGAUUGAUCCCACGGGGAAGCAAUUUUUUUUAUUGCACUUCUUUUAAAUAGCAAGAAAGACAUCAAAAGCGCUUGGACAGGGACUUCCUGGACAAUUAUUGAUACGUGUAAGUCUUUCAAUGUGUGUAUGCUGGUGAACAUUCAGAUUUAUUUAUAUUUUUUUUUCGCAAACAUUGAAUAAUCUAAGUGUUUAAAUUUUUAUUUAUCCCCAUUUGUUCAUAUUUAUAUAUAUAUAAAAAAAUCUGUACCCUGAAUAUUCAGGAGGCCAUAUAUUAGAUGGCAUAUCGGCACGUGUUAGAAAUAUCAUUUGAAAGGAAACUAUUAACUCCUUUUAUUAAAAAUAGUGAUAAUAAUGAUGAUGACGAUGCAAUAAAAUCUGGGAAAAAAGAUCGCGGUUUGAAUACUUUAUGCUUGUAACAUCCAGCUAGGCAAAAAUUGUGUGAAGCUGAAAAGGCUAGAUUUGUUUUGAAAGUUAUACAUUCCUUGCUGCUCACGUUCUGGAAAAAAAAAAAUAAAGUUUUUAUUCUGAAUAAUAAAGAGUUAAGGACAUGUUCUUCGCAGCGCAGGGGAAUGGAGAGCCCUUCAUGACGUGGGGAGCUAGGAAACUCGUCUGUAAACUUACACGAGGGUCUGCUCACCCGAAGGGCCCCGCGAUGCCUUUUCAGCAUUUCAUAGGCAGGAAGAGAGAUUUUUCUUUCCCUUCUCUCUCUCUCUCUCUCCCUUCCUUUUUUUUUUUUUUUUUCCCCUUUCUUCCAGCAGGGUUUCAUGGCCCGCGGCCACCGCCUCCUCCCGCACCCGCUGCGCGGUGCCCGGCGGGCCCGGAUCGCCCCCUCCCCGCGGGGUCCGGAGGGGAAUCGGCCGCGGAGCAGCGCCGGGAGGACAGCCGGGGGUGUGGAUGUGGGUGUAGGAGCGUGCGUGGGAAGCACAGGCACCGCUGCUCAGGAUAAAGCUCCGCGUGGGUGCAGGGGCGGAGGGGCCUCCUGGUCGCUGGGCUGAGCCGGGCGGUGAAGGCUGCGGAGCCCCGCCAGGCCGGGGGAGCAGCGCGGGGAGCAGGGUUCCGCCGAACCGCGAAUGCGCUGGGGGUGGAUGCGCGCACUGCUGCUUCUUCCACUCGCUAACCCCGCCGUUUUCCCCUUUUCCUUUAAGAAGUGGAUUUUACCUUUUUCUUUCCCUAUUUUUUUCCCCCCGAAUUAUCAUUUUAAGAAAAUAUUUUACUGGGGCUGAUUUCAUUUUUGCUGAGCCGCCUUUCCUCUUACGGCAGCCUGAAGGUGUGGGGGAGGGGAGCGUUGUGUUCCGUUUCUUCCCGCGGGGGGGGGGUGGAUGUGUGUGCGGGGUGUGUGUUUGUCGGGGGGCGGGGGGGGACACACGGUACUGUAGAAGGGCGACGGUCCCGGCCCCAAAUGGGCACCCAUAGGGGUCCCCAGUCCGAGUCGGCUCAAGGUAGAAUGGAGAAACUCGCAAGCUUGUGCUUAAAUCCGAUUUUUCUUCCUUUCAGGCAAAAUGUCCGUAAUUUUUAGAUUGGAACUUGAAAGAUAAAUCAAAACGGACCUUAAUAGACUAGGUAAAAUAUACCCCUGCACGUUUAUAAAGACAUAUUCCUAUGCUGUGUAGAUAAUAACGCACGCUGUUCACCAUCUGUAUCUUUUAGAGCGCAGAAAAAAAAUGUCGCCAUAUUGGUCUCAUGCUGAAAUAUUAUUAAUCUUUGGGCUUUACCUUGUUCCCAGAACCAUCCUUGCCGGAUGCUGAAACGUUGUCAUGCAUCCGUGAAUCUAUAUAGAGCUUUUCUGCAUAAAUAGAUAAAGCAUGCCCAGUCAAAGAAAAGGAUAGCAAACAGAUUUAUACCGUGCUGUUUAUUGUAUAUAUAGACAUGUAACCGUGAAAGGAAAGGCUAUGCAGGCUAAUAUUUUUCACUGAAAUCUGAUUAUUACAAAAUACAGACCAGCGACUGAUUAUUACUUUUGUAGGCGAAGGAAGCAUUUUUGCAACAUUGCAGGACAAUGCUCGUUUCAAAGGAGCGCCCGUAUAAAAUUCCAGCCGCCCCCGCCCCAGCUCUCGGAUCAGUUAGGUUAGAUACAACAAAAGGUAACGGUACAGUCACGAUACUUACUGCGUGGUUCCUUUAGCACCACGAAUUGCAUUUAGGAAAACGUUCAAAUAGAAGGAAGUUGGCAUUUCAUUCCCCUCCCACCCCGAAGAAAGAAAAAUACAGGCGAUUUCCCCCCCUUCUUUUCAUAAAACGUAUUCAAUCCUCUCUUCAGAGCCUGUAGGUUGCAAAUAUAAAUUUGUAAUUUUGCAUUUAAGAUUCGUCCGAUUAAAAGAUGACCCUGGAGGCAGAAGUAAUUGAUUCUCCCAAGAAUUUUGCGUCCUCUCUGCAAAGGUUUUGUUCCAGGUGGUUUUUGUAUUAGACUGACCACAAGAAACAAAUGUGCAGAAUAGAGACACCCACACAGGUUUUACUCACAAAGCCUGGUUAAAGUCCAAACCUCUCUCUUUAUUAUUUGUCAUCCUGCUCUUAAUCCCAAUAUUUUCCAGAGGGGAAGAAAAAAAAAAAAAAAAAAAAAAAGAAAUCAGAGAAAAGAAAACGUAGGCAUCAAGAAGCAAAAUAAAACCGGACUUUUCCCACAAGCAGCCCAGUCCUCUGCCAGCAUAUUUUAAAAGCAGCUUUUUUCCUUGUUUACUUGCGUUUCUUGCUCUGCCUCUUUUCACGGCCACAUUUGAUCUUGGAAAGAGCAAGAAGCUUUAAAUGUGUUCUUAAGGGCCAGUAGCUGUCAAACCUUUUGGCGGCCAAGAUUGAUCGCGGGCAGACACCACCAGAGCUUUGUUUGGACUAAAAGCAAGAAAAUUAAACCCCUUGCAUUUUCCAACAGCAUCGAUAUUUGUAAGGCAUCCCUUUUGAGGGAUUAAAUGACAAGUCUCGUUCUAUAUUUUAUUUAAACAAGCAACCACCAAAAAGCCCAUUUAAAGCCUCUCGGCCCCUCCCCUCCCCCUCUCUCCAAUGCCUUCGCAGAUAUGCUAUAUCUUGUGGGUGCAUUAACUUAAAACCGAUUUUUUAAAAUGCACUUCGUGCAGACUGGACGCAGACUGAUCCACUGAGUGCUUUGGGUCUUGUUUUCUGUUUCCCCUCCCAUCCACCCCCCCCCCCCCGUUAUUUUUUUUCUUUUUUUUUUUUUUUUUUUAAUAUAAUUACGAAGACGGUUGCCGACCCCUGUUUGGCAACUCCGAAAAUAAAGCGAGACGGCACCUCAUCGCGCUGGCGAUGGUUUCUGGCUCCUGGAGGACGCGGAGAGCGGCUCGGAAGCGCCUUCCCCCGGCCCCCGGCGCACCCCACCCUGCCGUGCACCCCGGGCUCUGCGGGCAAGCAAGCCCUGUCCGGGCUGUCUAGGGCGGCUGUGACCAUAGGAUUCAUCGGGUUGGUGAUUGUGGCCACCAUUGUCAUCACUCUCCCUGUCGCCUCAGUAUGGUUGGAAAAUUAUGCCAAAAGCAUCCAAAUUCUGGACUUGCCUCGACCUGGCGGGGGUGACUGGAGGCGGCGGCGGCAAGAGCCAAGCAUCGGAGGCGAGUGCAGUCUCUCAAGUCAGAACCCCGCAGCAUUUUCGCUCUGUCUGGCCCCUUGAAAACAAACCCGCUACCAGCCCAUAUAUUUCCUGGUAAUCGAAAAUACUCACCAGACCCAGCCUACUACGGUUAUUAAGCAAAUUAUGCCAGCAGACGGGAGUAUCGUUUGCAAGCUAAGGCACGGGAUAUAUACUUUUUUCUAAAGAGUAAACAGCCAGACGCAUUUGCAGCCUCGCGAUUUGGCUCGCCCAGAGAGGUUCUCCUAGGGUUAUGUGUAACGGUCCAAUCCCGGGAAGCCAACUGGAGAGGGAAGUCAUGAAGCGCCAGGGCUGCUGCCUAUGUGACUCUUCUCCUCGAAGCAAGGUUGCUGAGGAAGAUCCUGAUAAACAAUGGCUCAGCACCGGCGACCGAUUGUUCUCCAUACUGUACACCCGAUAGCCAUCAAAAAAGAAGAAGAAAAAAAAAAAAAGAGGAAAAGUGGAAAAAAAGAAAGAAAAACCAAACAAGAACACAAAACCAAACAAACAAGCAAACAAACAAAAAAUACAAAGGAGCCCAUUGAGGCUGAGUCGGGAAGGAGAAA
Messenger RNA from Serinus canaria (Common canary), 6458 nucleotides. It is a transcript of the gene HOXA3, whose product is annotated as homeobox A3. The transcript has 3 exons. Gene Ontology annotation, molecular function: RNA polymerase II cis-regulatory region sequence-specific DNA binding; DNA-binding transcription factor activity, RNA polymerase II-specific. The record is from RefSeq and is a predicted model, not a curated record. NCBI's taxonomy places the organism in Eukaryota, Metazoa, Chordata, Aves, Passeriformes, Fringillidae. Gene Ontology annotation, cellular component: nucleus. Bases 717 to 1958 code for a protein of 413 amino acids. Gene Ontology annotation, biological process: regulation of transcription by RNA polymerase II.